AAAAACAGAAAAAUAUGAACAAAAGUUUUUUAAAUUUUUUAUGUGGCAAGUUGAUCGAUAAUUCGAUAUUCGAUAGUUAGUUACGUGGCCCCGCCCCUUUCUACAGUUGUGAUCCGAGAAGCAGACAACUGUGUCGUUUCUCCUGUCAACAAUAUAGGAAAUCAAAUGAAACGAGAACGUCUAAUCAGCGAGAUUUGUGUUCGAAAUUUGCAUCUCAUUCAUGUUUCCUUGUUCAAGCUGACCUCUUAAUCUUAACAUCUGAGACUAGGAAAACAGUCAUGAAAACAACCUGUUGCUCCAUUGAAAGCGCCGGUAGUUUCAUGCGAGUUGCUACGGUCAAGCCAUAGAUCAAUCAACAAAGGGUUACAAACAUCCAUGAAUUUACUUGGAAAAAUAUGGAGGCUCAGGCGGAAAUUCACUACAUCACCAGUCAAGUCGAUUUUUCUGGCAACUUGCUGGCUGGUCAUGAUUAUCUGUUCGACAGUCAGCCUAAACUACAUGGGUGUAUUCACCCAUUUCCUAGAGAAAGAUUACUACACAGAGUUUUCAUACCCCCUGCACGUCGAUCUUCAACCUCUGGUCAAGGAUCUGGCCGUGGGAAAUGUGCCAGCAGUCAAGCCUAUUAAUACGUUCAACUACACCUACCUGAAAUUGUGUGCGGACAAGUGUGCCAACAACCCGAAACUUUUGCUUGUCGUCAAAUCAGCCCUGACUCAUUUUGAGCAACGCCAAGCCAUCAGAGAAACAUGGGGUGAUGAAAUGCAAUUCUCAACUAUUUUGAUCCGCCGUGUCUUCUUAUUGGGCACCGGAUUCGACCCUGAAAUCCAAAGGAAAGUAGAUGAAGAGGAUGAGAUGUUUAACGACAUUGUGCAGGCCGAUUUCGUAGAUGAUUAUCACAACAACACGUUGAAGACCAUGUCGGGAUUCAAAUGGGCGGUGGAACAUUGUUCACCUGUGCAGUUUGUGGCUUUCUCAGACGACGACAUGUACGUUUCCACCAAAAACCUGCUGCGAUUCGUCCGCAAUCCGUCGACUUACCCGGAAGAAGAAGAACAACUACCUCGCAUUGUUCAAGGUAUCGAGCACAGGGAACGAUCUCUCAAGCAGGAAAUCGUGUUGGCUACCCAGGGAGAAGAGUUCAACCAAGCCAGUAAUCUCAAUGGAAAUUUGAAAUUGUAUGCAGGGUACGUUUUCCAUUCUCCGCCGCAGCGACACCUGCCAAGCAAAUGGUUUGUCUCAUUAGAAGAGUACCCGUAUCACUUGUGGCCGCCAUAUGUCACGGCCGGCGCUUAUGUUGUAUCUCGUGAAGCCUUAUUGGACUUGUAUUACGCCAGUUUCUACACCAAGUAUUUCCGAUUCGACGAUAUCUUCUUGGCACUCGUUGCGCUCAAAGUCAACAUUGAACCUGUCCACUGUUCGGACUUUUACUUUUGGAAGAAGGGCUACUCACUAUUUGGCUACCAAAACGUCAUCGCCUCUCACGGCUACGGCGAUCCCGAUGAACUGCGAAGUGUCUGGAAUGAACAGAAACUUGCUGGUUACGCCUGAUAAAUUAUUGUUUGUUGUAGAUUUAAUUUUGUUUCAUUUGUAAGUCUCAUCGUGAAUAUUUCCUAUCGAGACGUUAGAAGACAUUCCCACUCUUUUUUAAAAAAAUAUCCAACUCAUAUGUUGAUUUGAUUUAUUGCAAUCAUGAAAUCCUUAAUUAAAAAGUGUGUAAAUACUAUCAUGAAUUACUGAAUAGAAAUAUUGUUCUUUUCGA
This is a messenger RNA of Daphnia pulicaria, 1759 nucleotides long. RefSeq names its product beta-1,3-galactosyltransferase brn-like. Gene Ontology annotation, molecular function: hexosyltransferase activity; UDP-glycosyltransferase activity. NCBI's taxonomy places the organism in Eukaryota, Metazoa, Arthropoda, Branchiopoda, Diplostraca, Daphniidae. Bases 376 to 1548 code for a protein of 390 amino acids. Gene Ontology annotation, cellular component: membrane. The transcript is spliced from 4 exons. The record is from RefSeq and is a predicted model, not a curated record.